CUCAACCUCCUGUCAUAGCAAUUCCUUACAGCAGUUGUGUAGUAAACUUAUCUUAAAGUAUCCUACAGCAAGAAAGAAUGGAAAAGAAAUCUCUUUUAGUUUAACUUGAGAAAGAAGCUAUGAAGUAACAAAGUGGAAACAUUUUAAAUCAGCUUUAAGUCCAGAAUUCACACUUAAGGAUUUUGAUUUGGCCACUGGAAUAUAUUGUACAACUAUACAAACGUAAAGAAUGACAGAAAAAGAGAUUCUCGACACGUCUGCACCCCCUGGCUCAGGAGAGCCCCACAAAAGUCCAAUGCAGAAACUCAAGAACCUGUUCAACAAAAAACAAGACAACAACAAAGAAGAGAACUUACCAGACCAACAGCCAAAUGGGGAGAUAGCUAACACAGGCCAUGUCUUCUACAUAUAUGAGGAGGAAGAGGAAGAUGAUGAAGAGGACGAGAAGAAGGACGAGACACCCGCCGAACCUGAGAAACUUAUUAAUGAUAAACCACACAAAUUCAAGGAUCAUUACUUAAAGAAGCCAAAGUUCUGUGAUGUCUGUGCACGCAUGAUUGUCCUUAACAACAAAUUUGGGCUUCGAUGUAAAAACUGUAAAACAAAUAUUCACCACCACUGUCAGUCAUAUGUGGAACAGCAGAGAUGCUUUGGAAAGAUUCCUCCUGGUUUCAGGAGGGCAUACAGUUCCCCACUGUACAGCAACCAGCAAUAUGCCUGUGUUAAAGAACUCUUGCCUUUCUCUGCAGCCAACAGAUCUGAUCCAGUAUUUGAGACUCUAAGGAUAGGUGUGAUCAUGGCGAAUAAGGAAAGGAAGAAAGGACAAGAUGAUAAGAAAAAUCCUGCAGCAAUGAUUGAUGAAGAACCUGAGCUUCCAAAACCUGAGGAGGGAAAAGUAGAAGGAGUCAAUGCUGAAGCUGAAAAGAAGGGAGACAAGAAUGUUCCUGAUGACAAGAACAAGAAAGUUCAGGCUGGUAUGCGAGGUGGAUUUAUGCAAAGUCAUUACUUUGUGGCACUUUACAGAUUCAAAGCCCUGGAGAAGGAUGACCUAGACUUCCAGGCAGGAGACAGAAUAACAGUUAUUGAUGAUUCCAAUGAAGAGUGGUGGAGGGGUAAGAUUGGUGAAAAGGCUGGCUAUUUCCCCGCCAACUUCAUUAUCCGAGUCCGAGCUGGUGAGCGUGUUUAUAAAGUCACAAGGUCAUUUGUUGGUAACAAAGAGAUUGGGCAGAUCACACUGAAGAAAGACCAGAUUGUUGUACAGAAGGGUGAAGAAGUCAAUGGCUAUAUCAAGGUGUUAACAGGAAGAAAGGUGGGCCUAUUUCCUGUGGACUUCCUGCAGGAGAUCUGAGCAUGCAUGAAUGGAAAGGACCGCUGUAUGUACCAGCAGAGAGAGGAAGUUCAUCUCUCUGGCAAACAGCCAGUUGUAAGGAAGGCAACUAGAAAUCUGAGGCAACCACCAUCAACGCAAAAAUAUUUUUAGAUUAAAUAUCAUGACAAUGAAAAUAAUUAUGCUGCUGUAUAAAACAAACAAACAAAAAACAACCAAAGCAAACAGACACAAAACAAAAUAAAGAAAUGCACAAGACUGUCCUGACAGCCAUAAGAUUGUGAAGCAAUAUUCUAACAAAGCUGUACUUACAGCAGUUACUUUACUGCAUAAAAACGGUCAUUAUUCUGCAAACCACGAAAUAAACACGUGAGACUUAAUUUGAAACCAGAUAUCUUUUUGGGAAACCUGUCAGUGAAAAAAAAAUCAGAUACAUGUAAAAGCACAAACUGACAUUUUUUUUGUUAAAUGUUCUUGGGAUUGAGCUGCUGAUCUUCAUUCUGUGCUUUACUCUGCAACACUGGAUUGGUUUAAGGCUUACAGCAGUGUUUUAUUCAGCAACGUCAGCUCCAUAUAGUCUUUUGAUCAUUAAAACAAAAUAACCCAAGAAUAGUGGUCUAUCUCUCUAGUUACCAUAUUUCUCUUGCUUCCUUUUAGUCUGAGCAGGUAAAUGCAACUCUGUCUGCUGGCUUGGCUGUCUGUCUAUCCAUCCAUCCAUCCAUACUUACAUUCACACUCCAUAAGCUGCAGCUUGUAUAUGUCUGCAUGUGACCAUAUCUGUGAUUUUCUUUUCCUGACUUGUUCUUUAUCAGUGUUUACCUUUCUGUUUGUCUUAUCACUGCCACCUACAACAUUUGUCUGUGUGCAGCACGCCUUUGUCCUUGUGUUCAUUCGUUCAUGCAUGGCUACAGUAUAUCUAGCUCUUGGUUAAUCUAGCUUCAGGCUGAACAGGUCAACUCAUCUGUCUAGGGUUUUGGAAUAGAGUAUAUACUCUAACCCUGUGUGUGCCAGAUUAGAAGGUAGAAUUUUGGUUAUGCAAAUGCCAUUUUCCCCUGUAAUUGCUUUUGUUUUGAUAGAACAAAAACAAGUGAUGUUUAUAUCAUAGGUCUUCACUCUGUAGUGAAAAUUUAAGGUAGAUUGUAGAAUCACAGGUUCCGAGUGUAGAAGGACAGAACCUAUUAGCAGGCUACUGCAGAUGUGAUAUGCCCAACACAGGUCAAAUAUAAAGUAAUGCUGUAGUACAAAAUCCAAAUUUAUUGCAGUUGUUACCAGUGCACAUAACGUUACUUCUUCCUUAUACCACUGUGUGCACUAAACAAAGUAGCCGCAGACUGGGCAGUUAAAUAAUGGAACCUCUGAAAAGUGAGCAGCAGUACAACUCCAACAUACAUAAAUAACUCUGUAUACUUCUCAUUUAGUUAUGUGUGUUUGUGAAGUGUGGUGCUGAUGCAGAGGACUGGCAGGCUGAAAUCAUGUCAUAUUACUAUAUACACAACCACAUUACUUCCCAGCCUCUAUCACAGUGAGAGGCCUUGAGCAUUUACUAUAUAUCACAAAUGCUCCUGGGUAUCCCCAGAGAAGAAAAAUGCUACCUGCAUCAACACAUUGCUGAUGAACAGCUAGUGGUUACUAAUGUGAUUCCUAAAUUCAGGACCCACCAUCACCCAGACAGGCACACACAUACAGAUAUACACACAUAUGCUGUAAUAAGCAUGAGAUGGUAAGCAUGAGAUGGCAUGAAAAGUUUCUGUUUUGUCGUAUCAUUUUUUUUAAAUUUAUUUGAUAAAUGGGCAGGUGAACAAGGCCAAGUGUCUUAUUUUCAGCAAUGACAAAAAUGCAGAAGUCAAAACUACAUACACUUAACAUAUAAAACAGAAAAUUGAGUUUCUGACAACAGAAUAGAAUAAAUAAAGUGCAAUAUGGUCAUCAUCAACAUCCUUUUAAGCUUUGACUCUUAGCAUGUAGCAGUCAGAGAGCAAAAGAUAACAAAAUCAGAUGUGGGAGGGGGAGGACACAUUUACUGCAGUACAGCCUGCAUUUUGCUUUGCUCAGGAUAAACAAUUACAGUUAUUAAUGAAAGCUAGCAACAUAAAUUCUCUUCUUAUUUUGAUAUAUACAAUGUUGUGCCAUAAGGUGGCCCCUAUAAAAGUGAAUAGGUGAUGAUGGAGGGUGAUGUUUGAUGUUUGGGGAGGAAGAGGAGUGGGAUGUACAUGUUUGUGAAUGCAGAGAAAAGCAACUUUCUAAUAAGGGAUAGAAGUCAAGAUUUAAGAGUGUUUAGAUUCUGACCAAGAAGAACACUGUUGAUUUAAAGACUGAUGCACACACUUUGACUAACUUUUGCAAUGACUCAUAUAUCCCUUCUGCAAAUAACACCUUUUAAGUCUUCAACCUUUGAAUCUUUUUGUUCAAACUUACCAGGGUCUCUGCUGAAGGCUGUGAUUUCACUGGAGAAAUUAGCAUCAUGAUUUGAGAAACACUGCUGUAAGUUUUUUUGGAUGGCUGCUAAAUUUAUUAUAAAGCAAAAUGUAAGUAAGUAAGAGCCAGCUGAAUAACCUUUUGCUUUGCAUUUGUGUACACAGUAAGACUGCCACGUAUAUAAAUGCAUUGGAACCACACAUGCAACAAAAAUUUCAUUUUGUAAGGUUUAUGUAUUAGUGAUGCAGUCAGUUGCUACCAUAUUAAUGUUUGUGCAGAAAGUGUUUCAUAUGGCAGAAAAAGUGAUGUCAUUUAAUGGGUUCACCGUACUCAAGCUCCCCAGAGAUUCACAAUGUGCGCACCUUAAUAAUGGAUGCUAUACCACACAAAUAACUGUAAACAAGGUGUAUAUGACUGUAGGUAAUAUUAUAAGCAACCAACAGCCAUGGUUCUCACGUCCUCAUUAUUUUAUUUAGAUAACAAGAUCUUUGUAAUAUUCUGUCACCCAUGUCAACUUAUUACCAAACAAUUUGUGGUUCUUAUUUUCAGCACAUUCAUUUCUUCUUACCUUAAUGCAAUGGGAUGGAGUCCCCUUUCAGCUAAAAGGACUACCUCACUACUUGCUGGUUCAGCACAUUGAGAGACAAAGAUUUAGACAGCUACAUACUAACAACCAUGGCGGAUGGUAAUUUUCUUUAGUCCAUUAUUAUGCCUGUUAUGGCAAGAAAUCUAUGUUUGCAUUCAUUGUGUAGGUCAGCUGUGUGCAUAUUUGUGCCCAAGCAUGUACCUCUGGCUAGUGACCUGCCACAGCAUGCCCCCAUUGUGGAACUGCUAUAUGAACAAGACUAACUCCUAGGUUGCAAUGACCCUAUGGGAGUUAAUCCCACAGUAAAGACAUUCAGCUGGUCAGACCCUGCCCAGUAAAGCCUCCUGCAUACAAACUGCUUGACACAUUGGAUCAGUUGCUGCACAGCUGUAAAUCUCAUACCUGCUCCUGAGGGAUAGCUACCAAUGACCUUAUGGGAAAUCACUUUCAAAUAUGUAACCUCAGAAAAAGGCAUUCAUUCAUUUCCCAGCAACACUGGGGAAAUGGCUUUAUGAAUACUGCAUUAUAAUAAAAAAGCAUAUCAUUCAUUCAUGGUUUAUGUUUUGAAAGUUAGAUAGUGAGGUUUUGAACUGCAGAAAUAAAGACUUACUCUUAUGUUUUGGAUGGUCACAUUUGAUAUAGCUGAAACCACAGUCUGCUGCCAAUGACAUAGUUAUAUAUUAACAAAAUUAUUUUAAGACACCUGAGUUUGAACUAAGAAUUAUUCUUAAUCUUUCAUUAUGUAUUGUAUUCUUAGAUAUCACUUUCAGCAUAUUAAUCACCAUACAGUGUGACUCAUUCCUCUAUCAUUAUUGCUUGAACUGGGAAUGCAAGAACUCAAAUGUGUGCACCCCCAUUUUUCCACAUUUGGUAAAUGUAUUUUCUUUAUGUCAGGGUCAGAUUACACCAAAGUGUACAAAUGGUUUCUCAUGCAAAGAAACACGUUCUGGUGUCUGCCUGUUUUCAAACAUUUGGUUCAAUAAAACUUCUGGAAAGUGUUUUUCAACAAGCGGGCAUAUGUUUUGCUGCCACAUUUUUUAUUCAGAGUUCACUAAGCAUCUGUGGGAUGAUAAAUAUUUAAGGAUAUUGCAAGAAUUGGUAUUGACUAAUACAUAGGGUGAGGUAUAAAUUGUUCUUUACACUGAUAAAGACAGCUCAAUUUGUCACUCACAAAGGCACUAGUUUAUGGGGAAAAGGAGACAGUUCUGAAGCUGUGCUUGUAUUCAUCUGUAAACAUUUAAUCAAAUAUAAUAUUGCACAAUGAAAACAAACAUUUUGCACUAUGGAAAACAGUAACAGAGGAAAUAAUUUAUGGGAAACCAUAUAUAUAAGUGUACAGAGACAGGCUGUCACUUUCAUGAAAUAAACUUGUUUUUACUAAUGUAAA
Protopterus annectens (West African lungfish) is the source of this 5715-nucleotide messenger RNA. It is a transcript of the gene STAC3, whose product is annotated as SH3 and cysteine rich domain 3. Bases 230 to 1348 code for a protein of 372 amino acids. The transcript is spliced from 12 exons. Gene Ontology annotation, biological process: skeletal muscle contraction; positive regulation of protein localization to plasma membrane; positive regulation of voltage-gated calcium channel activity. The record is from RefSeq and is a predicted model, not a curated record. NCBI's taxonomy places the organism in Eukaryota, Metazoa, Chordata, Ceratodontiformes, Protopteridae. Gene Ontology annotation, cellular component: extrinsic component of cytoplasmic side of plasma membrane. Gene Ontology annotation, molecular function: protein binding.